Messenger RNA from Etheostoma spectabile (orangethroat darter), 2257 nucleotides. Its product is annotated as cyclic GMP-AMP synthase. Gene Ontology annotation, biological process: positive regulation of type I interferon production; paracrine signaling; DNA damage response. Gene Ontology annotation, molecular function: double-stranded DNA binding; 2',3'-cyclic GMP-AMP synthase activity; chromatin binding. Lineage: Eukaryota; Metazoa; Chordata; Actinopteri; Perciformes; Percidae. The record is from RefSeq and is a predicted model, not a curated record. Gene Ontology annotation, cellular component: site of double-strand break; cytosol; nucleus. The coding region runs from base 279 to 1760 and encodes 493 amino acids. The transcript is spliced from 11 exons.
CCAAGGUGUGCCCUGUUACAGUGUGACACAGUGAUAUUAUUUAUGAGUGGAACUGGCGCCAUUUUUAACCUUUAAGUGUUUGUAAGUGAUUUCAGACAGACGGGAAUCCAUUAGUGAGGAAGAGGGAGGCAUUAUCCUCAGAUUACAUUUCAUGGAAAUUGAAAGAGAAAGGAGAGCUGGAGAGAAGGAAAGACACACAAUAGUCAACAUCACCGUUUGCAACAGAAGCUUCUAAAACACAGUGUAAAUUAAUAUUCUAAGGCUGAGACGUGUGAGUUAUGGACAGAGAGGACAGAGAUGUGAAGGGCAGUCUGACUGAAGCAAAGCACCGUGAAGACGACGCCAGACGACUCGUACCAGCAAGACAGAGACAGAAAGCUCAGCAACAACCAGCUGCAGAGGAGGGAUCCAAAGUGUUUGAGGAGUCGGUCUCCGUCUCCCCGGAACUGAGCAGUUGGAUCAAACUCAACGCUAACGACCUCAAGAUCCGGAUGACCGACCGCCAAUGGGCUGCUAAGACGGUCAACGAUUUCCGAAACAACCUGCUGAAAUUCCUGAAGAGCAACAGUGAUCAGCCGUUCUUCCAGUCAGCGGACCUCCUCAACACCGGCAGCUACUUUGAGAACGUCAAGAUCCGCCGUCCCAAUGAGUUUGACGUGAUGGUGAAGAUUCAGGUUUGCCCACGCCUCAACAUGAUCGACCUCGACGGCGGCCUCUUCUACCGGAUUGAUCUUCUCCGUCCCACUCGGGACCCCAUACGAGCCUUUCUCCUGGAGAAUAAACGCACAAUCUCAUCGAGUAAGUUCCUGAGUGAGAUGUAUCGUCUGGUCCGCAAGUUCCUCAAGACCUACAAAGUGCCUGAUGCGGGCUGUCGCUGGGAGGUGAACAGGAAGCAGAUGUACUCACCAGCUGUGACUUUGUCUCUGCGCAGGCUGGAAAACAUCAGUGAUGAGUUGAUCUCUGUGGACCUGGUUCCUGCUCUGGAAUGCUCUCAGGCCUGGCCGGUCCCGGUGCGUAACGGUCUGGAUGUGGACAGAUGGCUGGGAAAGAAGGUGCACCAAGAAUUCGAGAGUUCACCGUGUUACUUCGUACCAAAGAGGCUCAAAGGACGAAACCUCAGCGAGGACGCCAAAGAAAGUUGGAGGAUUUCUUUCUCUAAAGUUGAGAAGACAAUCAUGAGGAGCCAUGGCAACACGAAAACCUGCUGCGAGAGGAAAGACACCAAAUGCUGCCGUAAACAGUGCUUGAUGCUCCUCAAGUCUCUGAUUGAGGGCCUGAAACAACGUUUCCCCAAAGAACUGGAUCCCCUCUGCUCGUACCACGCGAAGACCACCUUCCUCCACACCCUGUCCCUUAGGUUUGACGACUCCAUGUGGGCUCAGCAGCAGCUCCCCGAGUGCUUCCUGCUCCUCCUCAGGGAUCUGCAGUCCCACGCUCGCACAGGCAAACUCCCUCACUUCUUCGUUCCUGGCUGCAACCUCUUCUCCGCGGAUGUCUUCCCCCAAAAAGCGCUGGCUUUCCUCACCAGUGCCUUGGAGGAGCAGAGGAGUGAAGGGCUGCCGCUGCUGAAGCCUCCAGCUCCUCUCCCACCUCUCAGACUAAGGAGUCCUUCAAGAGACGACAGCUCUGAGAUAUCCAGUGAUCAGUCGUCUAGUCGGACUGCAGUUUGCUCUCUGGACACGACAUAUGUACAUAAACUGGUCCUAGUGUUAGUAGCUGUAGCUGUAGCUGUGCUCUCUAUUUUGUAUGUAAGUGAUUGAAAAUUAGAAUACACACUAAAUAUAUGAAACAUUAUAUACACUCCUUCUUUUUAUGGAGUGUGUAAAUCAAGUGAAGACAAGGUGCUAAAGGGCAGUAUUUCUUAUUGAUAUGAAUUACAUUUUCCAUGGUGAUAAAGCGCUUCCAUUAGUAGUAUAGUAGUGUGUAUAUAAAUAUACUGUAUAUAUACUGUAUAUAUAUACAGUAUAUAUAUAUAUAUAUAUAUAUAUAUAUAUAUAUAUAUAUACAGUAUAUAUAUAAGGAUAAUAAGUAUCCUCAUGUUCAUCUUUAAUUGUUGAUUGCUUCAGAAAUGUUUUAAAAUGAGCCAAUAAUUGUGCAGUUAUUACAUUUCCUCUAUGAAUUUGAAUUAUUUGGUUUAUUUGGUAACUUUUGUUUUACUGUUUUUGGUAUUUCAAUGCACUGUCAAUGAAAUAUAGUGUGUUAAAUGUCUGUGGAGACUGCAUAUACAAUAAAAAACAAUAAACACAGCAACAACUCA